GUUUUCUGGCAUUGACUCCAGGCUGAAGUCGGACGAGGCAAGGUUUUGACGACUCGAUGGGAGAGAUGCGUGGUCCACGAUCUCAGGGACCCCCAGCGCAUCAGUGCCCUAAUCCAAAGACACUAAGUGGAAAUGGAAGACGGAGAGAUGACGGAGCACGUGAUUGGAAAUCGCUCCAGCUUUGUGUCUUCAACCCCAGUAAUUAUUAUCCACGUUAUAAUUGAUACCAUCAUUAUACCUCUCACCACGAACAUCGUCGACGAAGUGAUAGUUAUGAUCGGGAGAAGAUUCCAAUUUAGACUUCGUCGCUGCUUCGCUCAUACGUCUCCAAGGGACAACCCUUCAUAACACAACCGUUCAAUCGGUUUGGGGUUCUAGUUUUUAUGGAAAAUGAAUCUCAGUACCGACUUACCUUUCAAUAU
Molecule: messenger RNA, 422 nt
Organism: Hyaloscypha bicolor E
Lineage: Eukaryota; Fungi; Ascomycota; Leotiomycetes; Helotiales; Hyaloscyphaceae
Exons: 2
Coding region: 133-348 (71 amino acids)
Source: RefSeq, a predicted model, not a curated record